GGGUCCUGACGGGGUGGACGGGGUCCUGGUGCCGCCAUAUUGCAGUCAGAUCCCUUGUUGUUCUGUGGAUGUGAAUGAGUCGCGGGAGAGACGGACGGUGGGAGAGGGAGAGAGAGGCAUACACAUUGCAAUCGCUUCAGCUCCGUCACCUGAAGCACUUUCCCCUCCCCAUCCCCCAACCCUCCCCUCCCCAAACCAUCACUCGCGCUGAAGGAUUGAGACAGUGUGGUGACAAGAAAACAUUGAAAGUGCCCACAUCAAACUGAAAGGGGACAGUUGAAGUAAAAAUAUGUCUGGAAUUGCAUUGAGUCGACUUGCACAAGAAAGAAAAGCCUGGAGAAAGGAUCAUCCUUUUGGCUUUGUUGCAGUACCAACAAAGAAUCCAGAUGGUACUCUAAACUUAAUGAACUGGGAAUGUGCUAUUCCGGGUAAAAAGGCAACGCCGUGGGAAGGUGGGCAGUAUAAGCUUCGAAUGCUGUUUAAGGAUGACUACCCUUCAUCGCCACCAAAGUGUAAAUUUGAGCCUCCAAUAUUCCACCCGAAUGUGUAUCCCUCUGGUACUGUGUGUCUAUCCAUUCUAGAGGAAGAUAAGGAUUGGAGACCUGCUAUUACUAUUAAGCAGAUAUUACUAGGAAUUCAAGAACUUCUAAACGAACCAAACAUUCAAGACCCAGCACAAGCAGAAGCAUACACAAUCUACUGCCAGAACAGAGUAGAGUAUGAAAAACGAGUGCGAGCACAGGCCAAGAAAUUCGCUCCAACAUAAAACCAAGCAACUAAAGGAUGUGGAUUUCUGACUGUCGGCUGAGAAAGAAGGCACGCUUUUCACAUUUAGCAAGUUCCUGUUACAAGCAAUUGGCAGUCUUUGGGGGAAAAAAAAUUACAUCGUUACUCGGACAGUUCUAGUUCACAAAAAAUGGCAAAUCAUCUCGGCACGAAACUUGCUGUGUUUCCGUGGCGGCUGUAGUAAAUUUUUUAUUUUUUAAAAAAAAGCCCUAGUGUUCAAUGGUUCAAUUGACCUUUCUUCAAUGUAGCCAGAAUAUGGGGCCCCUGUUUAGUGCUGGCUGACAUGCAAAAUGUGGUUGGAUUUUUCUUUCUCCCCAGUUUAUGUCCAUGAAUGGUUUUUCAGGCCUAUCUUUAAUCAUCCUGGCAUAGUUGGCAACUCUUUGGACCAUUCUUCGGGAGGAAGAUUUUACAUGAAGAAAGUGAGAACAGUUACAGAUCCAUUUGCAUACCAUGAUCUGCAUUUUGCUCUAAUGCCAAGGCUUUCUUAAAUCCACUUUGGCCCUUCAAGAGACUUGGAAGACCUGUAAUAAAUGAUGUAUUUUAAAAAAAAACCAUUAAUAAAAUGUUCUUUCUAUCCACCUAUUCUGCCCCACCCCUAGUACUUGCGAGCAAUGUGUGAUGUUCCCUAUCUGAGGUUGCUGUCAUAGUUGAAAGAACUUGCAGCUCUCUCUAAGCAGUUUGAGACACAGAAGCUGAGUGGAUAUUCUCAGCCCGCAGUGUGGCGCAAUAGCUUUUAACUUUUUAAAUCGGUAACUUCAUUUCAAAUGCAGUGGCAUGGCGCGUGUGACUUGUCUGAUUGCAGCUGUCUGCACGUGUAUUCUCUUGUCUCCUGCUCUCACUUUGUUUUGCUCUGGACUUCCUCCCUUCGUUGCUGUUGUUUUGGGUGAAGUGACAUUCUCCUUACUUUCUCUCUGGAAUGUUAAGUAAACCAUUACAAAUGUUUCCAAAUUUUAGGAAUUUUUUUUAAAAAGUGCUGUGAAGGUAUCUUGUGACAUCUUCGGCAGGGUUUCUAGGUUUGCAAAAGUAAUCAAAUCAACGUGAAGUUGGUUUGCAUAAAAAGUGAAAUGCAUGUUUAAGAUUGGACCGCAGAUACUUGUUCAUCACUUGCAAGUAAAGAUUGCUCAUGAAUGUUUUCCAGUAUUUCACAAUUGAUAUUUUUGAUAAAGCAAUUGCUCAAAAAUACUCAAGUUUGUGCUGCUAUGAAUAGUACAGCCUUUUCUUAAAAACUCUAAUUGGGUGCUGUUGUUCGCUUGACUCCUUGAACUAGUUUCAGGGUGAGCCAGGAUUGGUUUUGCUUGCAACUAGGUCAAAUCCUCUUUCAAUCAGUUCUGAAGCUCAGUUGAGAUUUUUUUGGUUAAGGUAUGCACUGUUGACAUGUUGCCUUGAGCCCAGUUGUUUUUACGAAGUGGAGAAAAGUUGCUUCUGAUUGUGGGAAGAACGAAUAGAACACACCAGAAAGUACAUUAUUUUGUGGUCCUCUAGUUUUAGCAGAUUGUAAAAACUGAACCUGUUGCUGGAUUAGUGUUCAGUUAAUCUCUUGUUAAACUGUUUUGGUUUUCUAAGUAGUUAGAACCUGUACUACUUGUCUUUUCAGGCUUGAGUCUAAAACCUGCUGGACAGUUUGAUUUAUAAUUAUGCAAAUCCCUGUAAUUUACUAGAUUCAAUCAGAGCAGACAGUAGUACAGUAAUAAACUCGCAAUUUUUAUUACUGAAACUUUAGAAAUCCAAUUGAUUUGCUUUGUGGGAUGUGCAACUUAAGUUGUCAGUGUAGUCACAUUUUAGAAUUGCAACCCUAAUUACUUUGGCAUGUAAUGGAUCUGGAGGAUGACAUGCAUUGUUUUUGUUUUGGCAUUAUGACUCCUGUCAGUGUACAUGAAGGAUGCUUUGAACUGGUUAAAAACCUGAAUGUCAGUGCUAGAGACCACUUGGCAGGUUUAAUGCAACUGUUUCUCUCAAAGAUUCUUCCACAAUACCAAGAAUCCACAUCCUUGCUGAUUAACUUGGUGUUUAUACUUGAAAUUAGUAUUUUCUAAUUUGUAUGUUUUGGUGGUGAUGCCAUGCAUUUAAACUGUGGGAGAUCUUAACCAAAAAGAGUGGAUUCCAAUGCACUUGAAAUGAUUCCUGGUUUUCACCUAGCUUUGUGCUUCUGAUUUCUGAAUUUGUGUAAUAAGCAACAAGACUCUCCUGUAGCAUUUAGGUCACUCAACUGCUGGGAUCAGUCUCCACGAUCCAUAAUAGAUUAGCUUUGCUUGGUUUGUUUUGUGUAAAUUUACGAGCUUCUUGAACUGCUUUACUGAAUCACAUAUUUUCUCAGUCAAAUUUAUUUGAAAAAUCGUUCUGUGUUGCUAGUAAGGCUAGCAUUUUUUUUCUUGCCUAUUUGUGUUUGAGCCCUGAAUUCCUGAAAAAUAAUCCUUGGUUUUGGAAAGAUUUGCCUACUGUGCAAGGCAGCAUUUGCAUUUUUUAUUCGCUGAAGUCUUAGCAAUCACACUACCAGUUCUACAUCUAGCACUUCGUGCUGACUAUCAUUUGGUUUGUUACUGCUAAUAAUAGAUUUUCCUUAGCUAAUCAAUACUUUGGCAUUUAGUUAAAAAAAGAGAAUGUAGAGAUAAGCCUUAUUGAUCCCUGUCUCUUGCCUGUUCUCAUCCCUCUUUCUUUUGUCUUUGUCAGUUAUCACUCCCCCACUCUCCUCCCCUCUCCACAAUUGCAAUUUCACAUUGCUGUAUUUACCUCCUGAUCUAUAUUCAAUCUAUAUGGUCUUGGCUGCUGCUGUUGUGUGUGCAGUCAUGUGCCUCGCGUAUCUUUAAAAUGUUGAGGCUGUCUCUGCACAGCAUGGGUGAAUUGGCUUCAUCUGGUUGAAAUAAACCUAUUACACUCCUCUCCCUCCCUCGCUUCUCUCCGACCCCAUCUCUCAACUCUUUUUUUUCUCUCUCUCUGCCUAAGAAGGUUUUUGGUUGUGUUGGAACAAGGCUCCAAAGUAUGCAUUCAUGUCAUGGAUUUGUUGAUACUUUUAUUUUGCUAUACUUUUAAUACCCCCUGUGUGGUAAAAGUAGAAUGUACUGAACCAUAGAAUGUAAUUUAAAUCCCAUUUUUAAGCUAUAAUGGUUGCUUUUAAGUUAUGCUUCUAAAUCAUAUUCCAUAGCUCCUUGCAUAUCCUUUAUGUACAUUCCAUUGAAGGCAUUGGUUGCUGAUAUUGGUCAUGUGAAAGAAAUGGGACUACAUAAGUGGUGCUAAAAUUCAAUCUGUCUUGUCAUGUCUUGUUGAAAUUUUUAAUUAUUGCCAUUCACAUUUAUUAAAUAUAAGAAUUGGACCACAAUAGCAGCAGCGUGGCUGAAUCCUAUGGUGUCCUUGAGAUUUGGUAGGAAGCAGGAGAAACAUGUUCUCAUGCAUGAAGCAAGACUUGCCCAUGCCUAAAUUUUGUUAGUCAUCAGUGUUAUAUCCUUCGUGUAAAUGUCUACAUUAAGUGUACAGUGUUAAACAUCUAAUGUAUGUAAACUGUAAUUUUAAGAUUCUGCUGCUUCCAUAGAUUUCAACUAGCAACAGCCCCUUAUGCAGUCCAGUUUGAACAGUGGUUGUCUCAGGAAACUGUGGAAUCAUGAGUUCAGGAUGUGCUUUCCAAGUUUAUUCCUGCCCAGAUAAUUCUUUGGGCCAGUGCAUUCUCACUCUUCAAUGUACAUGUGACUCUGUAGUAACAGUUGAAUAUACUGAUUCCAGGAAAGAAAUUUUUUUUUUUAAAACGUUAAUGGUAGCUUUUUUCCAAUUGGGAAGUGACUUAUCUCUGUCAUAUUGUAGCUGAAGAUUAUGGCCAAUUCUUAUUAGAAGUUUUGAACAAUGAGGGCUAAUAACCAAUUUUCUCCACCUCCAGCCUCCUCCCCCUCCCCCAAUGAUGUGAAGUAUAACUAAUCCAACUUCCUUAAUUGUGUAUCAAUUCCAAUUGACCCAAAACAGGUAACUUGCUAAAGGAAUAAUAAAGAAAACACCCUUGGAACACUGGGUACGUCCAUUUCUUUGUUUAUAUUUUUUGAUGGAUAAAAUGACAAAAUUUAAAAAAAGUAAGCCAGUGUUCCAGGGUGACACUGUAAACUUGUACAAUACUUUUAUAUCUUUUUUUCAUAGUCCAUUGGGUUUUGAAAAUGGAAUUGGCAUGUCUUUAGAAAACAUGCUAAUUUUAAUGUCUGCCUUGACCCAUCAACCUGUCCCUUUUUCCCCACCCCUCUUUUUCCCUCCCCUGCAAAAGAGACAAAAAAACAAAAAAAAAAAUUGAUGGUUGUAAUGGUUGCUAUUGCAUGGCCUUGUGCAGUUGGGACUAUGUAGUGUUUUUGUCUUGAGUGUGUCACCUUGCUCACCAUGUUGUUAAAGUUGGAUGACAUUAACUGUGGUUAUUGUGUGAUCUAAUCGCUCUGGACCCCAAUGGUUACAAUCUUGAUGCUGCUUGAGUCUCCAUGAUCUUGGGUCAAGCCAGCUUUUGACUAAAACAGUAAAAGUGCCCUUGCAUUCACAAGCCUCCAUACUUCUGCGUUAUUUUUCUAUCACUCAGAUUGAAAGUUGUGCUCUUGUAGAACUGUGGUGUUUGAGUUCUCUCUCUUUUCAAAAUAGUGUUGCACCAAGCAUAAACCUUUUGGUAAAAUUAUUUAUUUUUUUAGAAACAGUUAAAUAUAAAAGGUGUUCGCCACAUGUACGACAUGUUUUUUGGCUAGUCUGAAAUUUGCUUCUAGAUUUUGACCAGAAUGUGGGCAAGGUAAGCUUUCUUUCUCUUUCUCUGCAGUUUGUUGCUUAUUCAGAACUGCAUGGCUUGUUUAUCCCUAACAUAUGUAUCAUCCCCAAACAUGAUUUUUUUUAACACUGAGAAUAGUUUACUAAGCAGUUUUAAUUUACCAGAGUACUACAUUCUCUCAGUUGCAAGAGUUGCUGAUAUUUUUGUCAUUAACCUCUGUUUUCCAACUGGACACAGAACUGAUGGAGCAUGCUUGGCAGUGUCCUUGAACAUUUGAUGUUCUGAAGUUUGACUGAAGCUUUGCUUGCCUUUUUUUUUUAAAUAACCAUGCUUAAUGAAGUGCAGUUGGAGGAUUUUGUCAGGGCUCAAUUUUAACUGGUGGUUGACCAGCUGGCCUAUUGUAUUUGCUCACUUGGCCUGCCAGUUUUAUGGGCUUAAAUGAUUACAACUUUUGCUUUCGUGUAUAAUAGUAUUUUGGAAUCUGAAGAAAUGGUGGAAGUUUAUUGCGUCAGUACACAAGCGUCAUGUGUACUCUUGUUCGAUAGCUUCCAUCAAAUGUGGGAGACAAACCCACUUUUCACUGGUCCAAGGUUAGGUUGUGUUUUUUUCCCGGCCAUUGUUCAUUUUGAAGCCCCUUGGUGUGAAACGUAUGUCAUUCUGUAACCUUAAUACAAUAUGGUGGAAUGUGAGACAUUAUUGACAUGGAACCUGCUGCCUUCCCAAGCACAAGUUUCCAAAGGCCAUGUUUGCUCUCCUUAUCUCUUGCCUGCCCGAAAAGUGAAAUUGUAAUAUUGAAAAAGCAGCUCGGACAGCAAGAAAAAUGCGCUUGUUUAAAAUAAAUUUAUAAUGAAUGAAAAGUUUAAACGUGAAGAAAUCAUUCCAUUGUUGAGGCUCAAACUGCCUCUGAGCACCAUGUACUAUUGCAGCUCAUGCACCAUUUCAAUCACUGAUACCUCUGUUUGUAUGCUGUUUGUUAAUGUAUUUGUGUUUAGAAAAAGAAAUUAAAAAGCGAAAAGUAA
Molecule: messenger RNA, 6516 nt
Organism: Chiloscyllium plagiosum (whitespotted bambooshark)
Lineage: Eukaryota; Metazoa; Chordata; Chondrichthyes; Orectolobiformes; Hemiscylliidae
Product: SUMO-conjugating enzyme UBC9
Source: RefSeq, a predicted model, not a curated record